AUAAAUAUAUAUAUAUACGCUACGACUUAAUUAGUCCUUCAAAACGGCGGUACUACCACCCCUCAAUCAGGACGCUACUGUCCUUCCCCCACACCUUCUCGCCAUGCAAGCGAUUGACACCGGUCGUUUGAUGCAGCCUGGUUCUAAAGUCUCCAGCAACGGAACUGAGUCGACGGGCUUUUCUCAUAACGCAUACGCAUCCAACCAACCACUAAGCUUCACUGAUCGUAACUCCCGGAGAGCCAACAUACCUGCUAUCAAUACCAACUCUACUCCUUCAAACUCCAAAGAUCAACUCCCGUACGGUGCUCAGUUCGACAUGAACUUCGCUCCUUUACUCCCAUCACAGCUCCUCCUCGGUAGCCCUUUUCAGCCAGGGACCCCUUCUGCCUUCGCCUCACCACAGUUUGGCAACUUCCCGGGAUUCUCGCAGUCCAAUCAGAAUGUUGAACAGAGUCACCAAACCCAGCUCAACAGCCCAACACAAGCUCAGCAUGGUCCACUCUCGCCUCAGAUGUACCAAAGCCUGAUGUCCCCUGGUGCUAUGGGAAGUUCUGCUCUAUUACCAGGUCCAAAUUCUCCGAUAUCAGGGCUUCCAGCGUUUGCAAAUGCAUUUGCGCCGAGCCCGCAGCUUCAAUCCGGACAUGGUAUCUUAUCAGGAACUAGCCGAACUGUGUAUCUAGGAAACCUACCUCCGGAAACCACCUCGGAAGAAAUUUUGGGCCAUGUUCGUAGUGGCCAAAUCGAGUCCGUUCGUCUCCUCCCUGAUAAGAACUGCGCCUUUAUUUCGUUCCUGGACAGCAGUUCUGCUACUCACUUUCAUUCUGAUGCCAUUUUGAAAAAGCUAUCGAUCAAAGGUAAUGAUAUAAAAAUUGGAUGGGGGAAGCCAUCACAAGUCCCUACCUCAGUAGCACUUGCUGUGCAACAAUCUCAUGCAUCUAGAAAUGUAUACCUUGGAAACUUGCAUGAGGAUGUCACUGAGGAGGAGCUACGCGAGGAACUAGGGAAAUUUGGCCCUAUUGAUACUGUGAAACUUGUGAAAGAAAAGUCUAUUGGCUUUGUUCACUUCUUGUCUAUCAGUAACGCAAUCAAGGCAGUUACCCAGCUUCCUCAGGAGCCCAACUGGCAACCUCCAAAGAGAGUUUACUAUGGAAAGGAUAGAUGCGCCUAUAUCUCGAAAACCCAACAACAGAAUGCCGCACAAUAUUUAGGGAUCGCUCCUGGAUAUGCCCAUACACUGAACUCUCACGAUCGUGAUAUACUUUCAAAUGCAAUAGCACAACAAUCCCUAGCUGCUGCUGCGGUUGCAACGUCAGCUGGUGGCAUGCAUAACCUUGGAAACAGGACCGUUUAUCUGGGUAACAUUCACCCAGAGACGACAAUAGAGGAGAUUUGUAACGUUGUCCGCGGCGGACUCCUACAUCAUAUUCGAUACAUACCGGACAAGCAUAUCUGUUUUGUCACCUUUGUCGAUGCUACAUCCGCCGCCUCGUUCUACGCGCUUAGCAACAUGCAAGGUCUAAUGAUCCACAACAGAAGGCUUAAAAUCGGAUGGGGCAAACAUUCUGGCGGACUUCCAACCGCAAUUUCAUUGGCUGUUAGUGGAGGCGCAUCCCGCAAUGUUUACAUCGGCAACCUGGACGAAACCUGGACUGAGGAACGCUUGCGCCAGGAUUUUUCGGCGUAUGGCGAGAUUGAAUUGGUCAACACGCUUAGAGAGAAGAGUUGUGCUUUCGUGAAUUUCACCAAUAUUGCUAACGCUAUCAAAGCAAUUGAAGGAAUGCGGGGAUCAGAAGAAUAUAAACGAUUCAAGAUCAACUUCGGAAAAGACCGCUGUGGUAAUCCUCCUCGCCAAGUCAACAAUAACCAGAAUGGCAAUCGCGGGGACGGCUCUAGCAAUUCCGUGAACGGUGCUAUCCAGUCAGGUGGCAACCAGAACGGACAACAAUCGAGCCCAACUCGGCCUGCUCUGUCCCCCGUUACUGGAUCAUCUGGUUCCUUGUCCCAGAAUGGCCAAAACAAACAUCCCUUACACUCGAUAGCAAGCCCUGGCUCCCUCAUAAGCUCUGGAAACAACAACCCCUUGACUCUUUACCUUAGCCAGGUCUCGCAGCAAACUAGUCGCGAACAAGAGUCUCGCCUGGGCAACUCUAUGCAGUAUCCUUCGCUUCAAUCUCAAAACUAUGGGCAACCCCAAAGCAAUCACGGCCAUACCCAUAGCCACAGCCACUUUGAGGGUAGCAACGGAGUGGUGGAUAACGGAGCACCAGGGGAGCCCCUCCUCCAGCACAAAUCAUCUCUCAACGGACUAUUAAACGUCUCCAGUGCUUCCAGUGCAGCACAGCAGCAGCACAAUUCGGCGAAUGGAAACACACUGAGUGUUCCGCGUGCCCAACAUUCUCGAACUGUUAGCUUGCCAUCGUUCUCUCAGGAGCGGUUUGGCCAAGGUCCACACUCACAUCUUCCAUCACGAUCAGGCAUGAAUCAUCAAACCCAAGGAAGCUUCUCAGGCUUUGGUGGGCUAGGAGGACUUAACCACGGCGGUUUUGGUGGUCUCUCCAUAACUAAUGAAGGCUCUCUUCCCGGAUGGGCUGAGGAAGAAAUUGGCGCUAAAUAACUCUGACUUCCCUGCUUACUUACUCCUCUUACACCACACUGUAUUACUUAAACUAUCUUUACUCUUUCGUUUCUCUGUCUGUGCGCGCGCUUUUCCCUAUUUACCCUUAUAUCUUUUCCCAGUCCCAGGGCCUCAUUUUCUAUGCAUUUAACUCCAUGCCUUAUUUGUUUAUCCCAUUUUCUGUUUGGACUACCGCCUUACCCUAAUUAUUACUUGGCCCCAAAUAUCCCAUUAUAAUACGCCAUAAUUCCAUUUUCUUUUUUUUGUUUCCAUACUAUGUUCUUGUUUGGAUUCUACGCCGUUGUUUGGUUUUCUACUCCUUAAUCCCGACAUGCAUCCAAGAUCAACCUUUACUGAAAUUUUAAUGCGCUUCACAACAAUCAUGUACCUUCACUUGUGAUAGCGGUUUUAGGGUCAUGCUUCGUUUCUGGUCGGUUGGAAUAAGAGGCAGGAAGAUAUCACAGGUGCAAAUAUAUAUUGCUCAUGAGCCAUGAGCCUAUCGUUCAAUAUUCAUACCACCUGUCUACUUUCAACUUUUAAAUUGCUUGUUGUUACUGCUCACUGCAGCCGGUACUGUCUUAUCUUUUGUCCCCCCCCC
This is a messenger RNA of Trichophyton rubrum CBS 118892, 3215 nucleotides long. RefSeq lists its product as uncharacterized. The transcript has a single exon. Bases 104 to 2617 code for a protein of 837 amino acids. Gene Ontology annotation, molecular function: mRNA binding. Lineage: Eukaryota; Fungi; Ascomycota; Eurotiomycetes; Onygenales; Arthrodermataceae. Gene Ontology annotation, cellular component: cytoplasmic stress granule. Gene Ontology annotation, biological process: mRNA splicing, via spliceosome. The record is from RefSeq and is a predicted model, not a curated record.